This is a messenger RNA of Rhizopus microsporus ATCC 52813, 948 nucleotides long. RefSeq names its product concanavalin A-like lectin/glucanase. Gene Ontology annotation, biological process: carbohydrate metabolic process. The transcript has 4 exons. The record is from RefSeq and is a predicted model, not a curated record. Bases 1 to 948 code for a protein of 315 amino acids. Gene Ontology annotation, molecular function: hydrolase activity, hydrolyzing O-glycosyl compounds. Lineage: Eukaryota; Fungi; Mucoromycota; Mucoromycetes; Mucorales; Rhizopodaceae.
AUGUUUACUCUACUCUUCUUAAUCCUUGUUAUUUGUGCUCAAUUGCUGAUGGCACAAAAAUCAGAACCAGUCACUUGUGAUUGCGGAUUUAUAGAUGAAAAUGAUCAAAUAUGGCACAAUGUUUGGUACGCGGACUAUAGAAGAUACAAACACAUCUCGCGUAACGAUGCCUACCAUCAACUUAUGGACUAUACCGUCCCUCCAAAGCAAAAUUAUACACUCGCUCGCGUAUUCUCUCCUCAGAAUAUCGAAAUGGACGCAUAUGGUUUAUCUCUUCGUGUCAAGAAUCAGAAAGACAAGUACACGUCUGCUGCUAUUGGCACAAGAAGGUCUGAUAUUCUCUAUGGUACAUUCCGUGCUCGGAUGAAGACAAGUCAAAUAGCCGGCACGGUUGCUGCCUUUUAUUACUAUCGCAACACGACAAGUGAGAUAGAUAUUGAAACACUCAGCAAAUUGAGAAAUCCUGCACAGGUUUACUUUGCCAUUCAACCACAGAUUUAUAAUCCAGAUGGCUCUGCUUCACCUCAAACGCACCACAGGUAUCCUAUGCCGUUUGAUCCUACCCAAGAAUAUCAUGAGUAUCGUUUCGACUGGAUGCCUGGCUUAGUCAAGUUUUAUAUAGACGGUCUCUUUGUUCGGGACAUGACAAUCAAUGUCCCAGAGACGCCUGGACGCAUCAUGAUCAAUCACUGGACAGAUGGUAAUCCUAACUUCUCUGGUGGCCCUCCAGAGGAAGACGCAGACUUGAUCGUCUCUCAUCUCAACAUGUUUUUCAAUUCUUCUGAGCAAAUCGAACCUCCUCCAUGUCAAAAGUCCAAGGAGCCAUGCAAAGUGCAAGACAUUAUGAGUAAUAAUCUAUUGCCUGGUACAGCCUUGUCCUCUGCAAGUAUCACAUCCUAUAACCAAUUCUUUUAUCUUUUCUUGUUUGUUCUUUUUACCCAAUUUUAA